Letharia lupina is the source of this 570-nucleotide messenger RNA. RefSeq lists its product as uncharacterized. Gene Ontology annotation, cellular component: fungal-type vacuole membrane. The coding region runs from base 1 to 570 and encodes 189 amino acids. The transcript is spliced from 3 exons. The record is from RefSeq and is a predicted model, not a curated record. Lineage: Eukaryota; Fungi; Ascomycota; Lecanoromycetes; Lecanorales; Parmeliaceae.
AUGUUCAUCACAAAAUUUUCGUCGGAUGUUAACAUUGAUACUUCCGAUCAAGCGCUGGCACUCUCAUUAGUGUUCGCCAGCAACUUGGUCGGAACUUCUGCCAUUGGCCAGCUGAGCGACAGAGGCUUUAACGAAGGCCUCAUGGGCGCUUCUGCUCUCUUAGCAUCGCUAAUCCACUUCUUGAUGUGGGGUCUGGCAAAAACAAAGACUGGUGUAUUUGUAUACGCGGUUUGCAUUGGACUCACGAAUGGAGGCUUUCACAACUGUCUUUUCUCGUUUUUCUCUGAAGUCUCAGGGAAUAACAGUGAGCUCUUCACUACGAUUCAUAGCCUCUUCAGCUUCUUUGAAGGGUGGGCGAUCCUAUCUGUUGGGCCGGUCGGCACAGCACUUUUGAAUCGCUCGCCACAGGUACAAAUUCAAGACUAUGCGAUAGGAAGAUACAAGUACCUUGUUGCAUACGCUGGCGGGAUGACGAUGACGAGUGGAUUACUAGUUCUGAUUCCUGUGAUGCGAAGAAGUGCCAACAGCCUCCGAGAACAGGUGCAUCCACAAGCGACAGCGCCCCCGUAA